CAUCCGGUGACGUUGUAUAGAAAAUCUAUUUAUAAAGGCGGAGCUGCGCUCGUCUCUCUGUAAAGAUUGCUAAACGGUAGUUGAGGACACAGGAAAAGAUGGCGUCAACGAGCCGUGGCGAUUCACUUCCUAAGGUGCAAUGUCCAAAUCACCCAGAGGCUAUUUUGGUGGAAGAUUAUAGAGCCGGUGACAUGAUUUGUCCAGAUUGUGGACUGGUAGUUGGUGACCGAGUAAUUGAUGUUGGAUCAGAGUGGAGAACGUUCAGCAAUGACAAAGCAACAAAAGACCCAUCACGUGUUGGUGAUGCCCAGAAUCCCCUCUUAAAUGGUGGUGAUUUGACAACUAUGAUUAGUAAGGGAACUGGUGCAGCAAGUUUUGAUGAAUUUGGCAAUUCAAAGUAUCAAAACCGAAGAACAAUGAGCAGUUCAGACAGAGCAAUGCUGAAUGCAUUUAAAGAAAUCACAACCAUGUCAGACAGAAUAAACCUUCCCAGAAAUAUCAUAGAUCGUACAAAUAACUUGUUUAAGCAAGUGUAUGAACAGAAGAGUCUAAAGGGAAGAAGUAAUGAUGCCAUUGCUUCUGCUUGUCUUUAUAUUGCUUGUAGACAAGAAGGUGUUCCUCGAACGUUUAAAGAAAUUUGUGCAGUUUCCAGGAUUUCAAAAAAAGAAAUCGGCAGAUGUUUCAAGUUGAUCCUGAAGGCCUUGGAGACCAGUGUAGAUUUAAUUACAACUGGAGACUUCAUGUCUCGAUUCUGCUCAAACCUGGGGUUGCCCAAACAGGUUCAAAUGGCUGCUACGUUCAUUGCAAGAAAAGCUGUGGAGUUGGACCUUGUCCCUGGAAGGAGUCCUAUUUCCGUGGCAGCCGCUGCUAUUUACAUGGCAUCACAAGCGUCUUCAGAGAAGAAGACGCAGAAAGAAAUCGGUGAUAUUGCAGGAGUAGCGGAUGUGACCAUCAGACAGUCCUACAGGCUCAUCUAUCCUCGUGCUGCAGAUCUCUUUCCACCCGAUUUCAAAUUUGACACACCUGUUGACAAACUACCACAGCUGUAAAUGUAGUGUGGCCAUGAGUUCAGCUUUGAUACACUUUGAGCGUUUUUGGAUAAUGAUGUGAACAUUUAGAGAAAUUGGAAAAAUUACAGGACAUUCCAAAGGUGAUUAAGGACAAUUUGUACUUGCUUAUUAUUUCAUUUGUGUAUAUAUAUACUGUAUAUAGAUGGUGCAAGGGGACGAAAUUAUGGAUCUUGUUGCAAAAAUUGAUUUCAUACUGUAUUUCCACCUUUUGUAGGAAAUAAGCAAGGUCUAUUUUGUCAGAUGUAUGCAGUAAAUUAAAUAAAAAUUUCUUUCUAAAA
This is a messenger RNA of Erpetoichthys calabaricus (reedfish), 1348 nucleotides long. It is a transcript of the gene gtf2b, whose product is annotated as general transcription factor IIB. Gene Ontology annotation, molecular function: TBP-class protein binding; RNA polymerase II general transcription initiation factor activity. NCBI's taxonomy places the organism in Eukaryota, Metazoa, Chordata, Cladistia, Polypteriformes, Polypteridae. Gene Ontology annotation, cellular component: nucleus; transcription preinitiation complex. Bases 99 to 1049 code for a protein of 316 amino acids. Gene Ontology annotation, biological process: transcription preinitiation complex assembly; transcription initiation at RNA polymerase II promoter. The record is from RefSeq and is a predicted model, not a curated record. The transcript is spliced from 7 exons.